AGGAACAUUUAUCAGAAGACAACUGUAUAAAAAGACCUCGGGCCAAUUAAACAAUGAGUCGAAGUGACGAUGUGUAGUUGGUGAAGCGGUACAUGUGUAUUUCAUAAAAGUUUCUUGCGAUGAAAGGUUUCGUCUUCCUUCUAAUUGUCACUUUACUUGCGCAUACGCAUGGUGCACCAUCUGAAACCUCAUCAUGGAAAGACACGGUAGAACAAUUGCAAAAGGAAAUAAGGGUAAAAAAAGAUGAAACUAUUCAGCGACUUCACGACUGGGGCUCAGCACUAUUGCCCAAUCUCGACAAACUAGCAGGGUUUGGAAGAAAUCCCCAAAAUUCUGUGAAAAAAGAAAGUGAUAGAAACGAGGUAAGGAAACCUUCAAAUCCAUUCGAUUUACUGCCAGGAAACAGGUGGAGUUCCCCUUAUAACCGAAAAAAUCAGGGGAAGAAUUCUGAGAGUACAAAUUUGAAGGAGAAAGAAUCCACGGAUGAAAAGUUUAACCAACGAAACCCAUACAAAAGAAGCUCUCAAGAAAAUGAUCCUCACAACAACAGAAAUCCUCUCGACUGGAUUUUUAAUAAGAAGCGUCCAAAACAAAAUAACAAUGAAUCAGGCGAAAAGGACCAACCCAAUAAGAAAGACUCUUCAGAAUCUUCAACUUCAACAGAUGAAAUCAGCGCAGCAAUUUCACACACUCGCAAGCAAACAAAUCAUAAACAGAGAGAAAAAAAUAAAAACAGCGCAAAAAACAAUAACAGUUCACAGGAUUCGAGUGAAAAGGAUUCACCCAAUACAAAGGAUUCUUCAGAAUUAUCAAAUUCAAUUGAUCAAAUUAGAUCCUCCCAUUCACAUUCUGAUAAAGAAAGAGACAGAAAACAUCAGAGAAAUAGCCAACAUGAUUCAAAAGAAAAGGAUACGAAUGAGGAAGAAUUCAAAGGAUUCUUAACGAAAGUAAAAGAAAAAGUGGAAAAUGCUACGUAUAUAAUACAAAUGCUUAAACACAACAAGAACAACGAAUGUAGACACCUUACACCAAUAGAAAUGUACUACAGAAGAUUAUACGAAUAUAACAAGGCUAGAUACAUUGAAUGGAGCAAGAAACUGGGCAUAAAAAAGUACAUACUAAGCCAUUUAAAAAAUUUAAGCAUAGAAAAACUGUUGCAUAUCUGCAAAAUAAAGAAACAAAUCAACCACGAGCAUCGGCUAAUUCUAAUUAAAAAAUGUAUUAAUGUCCACCUCUCCAUUAACGAUACCUUCGAAAUUGUGACAGAACCACCACCACUUUCACCACAAGAUCCAACGUCCUGGAAGUGUGGAAAAACAACAAAACCUCCAUGGCCAGUAACACAGUCCACUUCCAUAUGGCAAAAUAAUUGGAGCUCGAGCAUAGAAGCUAGCAGCACAAUGACAAAAAUACCAAAUACUUCACGGACAAAGCGAAGCACCCAAACACAGGCAACGGAGGACAGCAGCGUGAGCUCCAGCUCGCCCAACACCGUAAGCUCAAAGGAACCAACGUCCACCACAACGGAGGAACCAAGGCAUUCCAGUAACAGUACCGACUCAUCAUCUGGACAACCAACCGGGCCCUCUCAGCAGACAAACACAGAAGAACCUACGAGCCCAUCGCAGGCAACAGGCAGUACUGAAACACGGCCAUCUGAGGAACCUACGGAGAGGUCCAGCUUGAGCAGCACUGGAAGUUCAGCUGGCGGGCCAUCGUCGACAGAAUCAUCAGGGCCCCCUCAGUCGACAAGUACAGAAGAAUCUACGAGCCCAUCACAGUCAACAGGCAGUAGCGAAACACGCCCAUCUGAGGGAUCUACGGAGAGCUCCAGCUUGAGCAGCACUAGAAGUUCUGCUGGACCCUCUUCCUCGACAACUGGAGGACCGUCAUCGGCAGAACCAUCGGGCUCUUCUGAGUCAACUAGUACAGAAGAACCUACUAGCCAAUCGCAGUCAACAGGUAGUACUGGACCCAUCCCGUGUGAAGAACCUACGAAAAGCUCCAGAUUGAGCAGCACAGGAAGUUCAGCUGGACCCUCCUCUCCGACAACUGGCGGAACAUCAUGGACAGAAUCAUCCGGGCCCCCCCAGUCGACAGGUACAGAUGAAUCUACGAGCCCAUCACAGUCAACAGGCAGUACCGAAACACGCCCAUCUGAGGAACCUACGGAGAACUCCAGCUUGAGCAGCACUGGAAGUUCAGCUGGACCUUCUUCCUCUACAACUGGCGGACCAUCAUCGGCAGAACCAUCGGACUCCUCUGAGUCAACUAGUACACAAGAACCUACUAGCCAAUCGCAGUCAACAGGCAGUACCGAAACGCGCCCAUCCGAGGAACCUACGGAGAGCUCCAGCUUGAGUAGCACUGGAAGUUCAGCUGGACCUUCCUCUCCGACAACUGGCGGAACAUCAUCGACAGAAUCAUCAGGGCCCCCCCAGUCGACAGGUACAGAUGAAUCUACGAGCCCAUCACAGCCAACAGGCAGUACCGAAACACGCCCAUCUGAGGGACCUACGGAGAGCUCCAGCUUGAGCAGCACUGGAAGUUCUGCUGGACCUUUUUCCUCGACAACUGGAGGACCGUCAUCGGCAGAACCAUCGGGCUCUUCUGAGUCAACUAGUACAGAAGAACCUACUAGCCAAUCGCAGUCAAAAGGUAGUACUGGAACCAUCCCGUGUGAGGAACCUACGGAAAGCUCCAGAUUGAGCAGCACUGGAAGUUCAGCUGGACCUUCCUCUCCGACAACUGGCGGAACAUCAUGGACAGAAUCAUCCGGGCCCCCCCAGUCGACAGGUACAGAUGAAUCUACGAGCCCAUCACAGUCAACAGGCAGUACCGAAACACGCCCAUCUGAGGGACCUACGGAGAGCUCCAGCUUGAGCAGCACUGGAAGUUCAGCUGGACCUUCCUCUCCGACAACUGGCGGAACAACAUCGACAGAAUCAUCCGGGCCCCCCCAGUCGACAGGUACAGAUGAAUCUACGAGCCCAUCACAGUCAACAGGCAGUACCGAAACGCGCCCAUCUGAGGAACCUACGGAGAGCUCCAGCUUGAGCAGCACUGGAAGUUCAGCUGGACCUUCUUCUUCGACAACUGACGGAUCAUCAUCGGCAGAACCAUCGGGCUCUUCUGAGUCAACUAGUACAGAAGAACCUACUAGCCCAUCACAGUCAACAGGCAGUACCGAAACGCGCCCAUCUGAGGAACCUACGGAGAGCUCCAGCUUGAGCAGCACUGGAAGUUCUGCUGGACCUUCAUCCUCGACAACUGGAGGACCGUCAUCGGCAGAACCAUCGGGCUCCUCUGAGUCAACUAGUACAGAAGAACCUACUAGCCAAUCGCAGUCAACAGGUAGUACUGGAACCAUCCCGUGUGAGGAACCUACGGAAAGCUCCAGCUUGAGCAGCACAGGAAGUUCAGCUGGACCUUCUUCCUCUACAACUGGAGGAUCAUCAUCGUCAGAACCAUCGCGGUCCUCUGAGUCAACUAGUACAGACGAACCUACUAGCCAGUCGCAGUCAACGGGUACUACUGGAACCAUCCCGUGUGAGGAACCUACGGAGAGCUCCAGCUUGAACAGCAUUGGUAGUUCUGCUGGACCUUCAUCCUCGACAACUGGAGGACCAUCAUCGUCAGAACCAUCGGGGUCCUCUGAGUCAACAAGUACGGUAGAACCUACGAGGCCAUCACAGUCAACAGGCAAUACCGAAACCCGCCCAUCUGAGGAACCUACGGAGAUCUCCAGUUUGAGCAGCAUUGGUAGUUCUGCUGGACCUUCUUCCUCUACAAGUAGCGGACCAUCAUCGUCAGAACCAUCGCGGUCCUCUGAGUCAACUAGUACAGACGAACCUACUAGCCAAUCGCAGUCAACGGGUACUACUGGGACCCCCCCAUGUGAGGAACCUACGGAGAGCUCCAGCUUGAGCAGCACUGGAAGUUCAGCUGGACCUUCUUCCUCGAUAACUGAAGGACCGUCAUCGGCAGAACCAUCAGGUUCUUCUGAGUCAACUAGUACAGAAGAACCUACUAGCCAAUCGCAGUCAACAGGUAGUACUGGAACCAUCCCGUGUGAGGAACCUACGGAUAGCUCCAGAUUGAGCAGCACAGGAAGUUCUGCUGGACCUUCCUCUCCGACAACUGGCGGAACAUCAUCGACAGAAUCAUCCGGGCCCCCCCAGUCGACAGGUACAGAUGAAUCUACGAGCCCAUCACAGUCAACAGGCAGUACCGAAACACGCCCAUCUGAGGGACCUACGGAGAGCUCCAGCUUGAGCAGCACUGGAAGUUCUGCUGGACCUUCUUCCUCGACAACUGGCGGAACAUCAUCGGCAGAACCAUCGGGCUCCUCUGAGUCAACUAGUACAGACGAACCUACUAGCCAGUCGCAGUCAACGGGUACUACUGGGACCCUCCCAUGUGAGGAACCUACGGAGAGCUCCAGCUUGAGCAGCACUGGAAGUUCAGCUGGACCUUCUUCCUCUACAACUGGCGGACCAUCAUCGGCAGAACCAUCGGACUCCUCUGAGUCAACUAGUACACAAGAACCUACUAGCCAAUCGCAGUCAACAGGCAGUACUGAAACGCGCCCAUCUGAGGAACCUACGGAGAGCUCCAGCUUGAGUAGCACUGGAAGUUCAGCUGGACCUUCUUCCUCUACAACUGGCGGACCAUCAUCGGUAGAACCAUCGGGCUCCUCUGAGUCAACUAGUACAGAAGAACCUACUAGCCAGUCGCGGUCAACAGGUAGUACUGGAACCAUCCCGUGUGAGGAACCUACGGAGAGCUCCAGCUUGAGCAGCAUUGGUAGUUCUGCUGGACCUUCUUCCUCGACAACUGGAGGACCAUCAUCGUCAGAACCAUCGGGGUCCUCUGUGUCAACUAGUACAGAAGAACCUACUAACCCAUCACAGUCAACAGGCAGUACCGAAACGCGCCCAUCUGAGGAACCUACGGAGAGCUCCAGCUUGAGCAGCACUGGAAGUUCAGCUGGACCUUCUUCUUCGACAACUGACGGAACAUCAUCGACAGAAUCAUCCGGGCCCCCCCAGUCGACAGGUACAGAUGAAUCUACGAGCCCAUCACAGUCAACAGGCAAUACCGAAACACGCCCAUCUGAGGGACCUACGGAGAGCUCCAGCUUGAGCAGCACUGGAAGUUCUGCUGGACCUUCUUCCUCGACAACUGGAGGACCGUCAUCGGCAGAACCAUCGGGCUCUUCUGAGUCAACUAGUACAGAAGAACCUACUAGCCCAUCACAGUCAACAGGCAGUACCGAAACGCGCCCAUCUGAGGAACCUACGGAGAGCUCCAGCUUGAGCAGCACUGGAAGUUCAGCUGGACCUUCUUCUUCGACAACUGACGGAUCAUCAUCGGCAGAACCAUCGGGCUCUUCUGAGUCAACUAGUACAGAAGAACCUACUAGCCCAUCACAGUCAACGGGCAGUACCGAAACGCGCCCAUCUGAGGAACCUACGGAGAGCUCCAGCUUGAGCAGCACUGGAAGUUCUGCUGGACCUUCAUCCUCGACAACUGGAGGACCGUCAUCGGCAGAACCAUCGGGCUCCUCUGAGUCAACUAGUACAGAAGAACCUACUAGCCAAUCGCAGUCAACAGGUAGUACUGGAACCAUCCCGUGUGAGGAACCUACGGAAAGCUCCAGCUUGAGCAGCACAGGAAGUUCAGCUGGACCUUCUUCCUCUACAACUGGAGGAUCAUCAUCGUCAGAACCAUCGCGGUCCUCUGAGUCAACUAGUACAGACGAACCUACUAGCCAAUCGCAGUCAACGGGUACUACUGGGACCCUCCCAUGUGAGGAACCUACGGAGAGCUCCAGCUUGAGCAGCACUGGAAGUUCAGCUGGACCUUCUUCUUCGACAACUGACGGAUCAUCAUCGGCAGAACCAUCGGGCUCUUCUGAGUCAACUAGUACAGAAGAACCUACUAGCCCAUCACAGUCAACGGGCAGUACCGAAACGCGCCCAUCUGAGGAACCUACGGAGAGCUCCAGCUUGAGCAGCACUGGAAGUUCUGCUGGACCUUCAUCCUCGACAACUGGAGGACCGUCAUCGGCAGAACCAUCGGGCUCCUCUGAGUCAACUAGUACAGAAGAACCUACUAGCCAAUCGCAGUCAACAGGUAGUACUGGAACCAUCCCGUGUGAGGAACCUACGGAAAGCUCCAGCUUGAGCAGCACAGGAAGUUCAGCUGGACCUUCUUCCUCUACAACUGGAGGAUCAUCAUCGUCAGAACCAUCGCGGUCCUCUGAGUCAACUAGUACAGACGAACCUACUAGCCAAUCGCAGUCAACGGGUACUACUGGGACCCUCCCAUGUGAGGAACCUACGGAGAGCUCCAGCUUGAGCAGCACUGGAAGUCCAGCUGGACCUUCUUCCUCUACAACUGGCGGACCAUCAUCGGCAGAAUCAUCCGGACCCUCCGAGUCGACAAGUACAGAAGAACCUACAAGCCCAUCGCAAUCAACAGGCAGUACCGAAACCAGCCCAUCUGAGGAACCUACGGAGAGCUCCAGCUUGAGCAGCACUGGAAGUCCAGCUGGACCUUCUUCCUCUACAGCUGGCGGACCAUCAUCGACAGAAUCAUCCGGGCCCCAACAGUCAACAGGUACAGAUGAAUCUACGAGCCCAUCACAGCCAACAGGCAGUACCGAAACGCGCCCAUCUGAGGAACCUACGGAGAACUGCAGCUUGAGCAGCACUGGAAGUUCAGCUGGACCUUCUUCCUCUACAACUGGCGGACCAUCAUCGGCAGAACCAACGGACUCCGCUGAGUCAACUAGUACACAAGAACCUACUAGCCAAUCGCAGUCAACAGGCAGUACCGAAACGCGCCCAUCUGAGGAACCUACGGAGAGCUCCAGCUUGAGUAGCACUGGAAGUUCAGCUGGACCUUCCUCUCCGACAACUGGCGGAACAUCAUCGACAGAAUCAUCCGGGCCCCCCCAGUCGACAGGUACAGAUGAAUCUACGAGCCCAUCACAGUCAACAGGCAGUACCGAAACACGCCCAUCUGAGGGACCUACGGAGAGCUCCAGCUUGAGCAGCACUGGAAGUUCUGCUGGACCUUCUUCCUCGACAACUGGAGGACCGUCAUCGGCAGAACCAUCGGGCUCUUCUGAGUCAACUAGUACAGAAGAACCUACUAGCCCAUCACAGUCAACAGGCAGUACCGAAACGCGCCCAUCUGAGGAACCUACGGAGAGCACCAGCUUGAGCAGUAUUAUACCAUCCUCGGUAACUACUAGUGGUAGUACUCGUUCUACAAGUGCCGAAGAUUCUAGGGAUGUUUCUCGACCACGACGAGACACGUCAUCGCGCGCUGCUGAUGGUUAUGUGGAAAGCACAAUCCAAAUCUCGACUGAGAUGUCUGGCACUACCGAGCGUCAACCGCAGACUACAGGCAGUAGCAAUAUUCCUUCAUCGGUGACUGGUCGUGAAACGUCACAAUCUGAAAGUACCGUGGCAUCUAUUAGUACUUUGGAGCCGGCAAAGAGUUCUUCACAAUCUACUGAGUGGCUUGCCGAAAGCUCUACCUUAAGUGGUACGCAAACUGUAUCCGAUGUUUCAACGUUGGCAUCCGAAAAUAUUGUUAUAUCUGGUAACGUAGAAGUUGCUGUUGAGAGCAAUAUUGGCGGCAGCUCUGCUAAUAAGAGCAUAGUGGAAUCUGGUACUUUUAAUCUAACAAUAGAGGACGUUGCGAAAGCCAAUAUAACUGGUUUUCAUAUUAACGGAUCUUCUAUUGUAAUGGACGGAGAGUUGAUUAGAACGAAUGGUACAGGAUCUCACGGAGUUGUUAUUGUGGACCAAAUUCAUAUUUCUGGCAGUCUUGAUAUUAGUGUUGAGGAACACAAUGAGACCAUUUUGCCUAAUCCCGGUAGUUUGACGAGUUUGGGUAAGAACAGAACCAGGAUACCUGGAUCAGGGUCACCUAUAUUACAAAUUAAUGAAACCGGUGGGAAUGUUGUUUCUUCCAAUGAUCUGUCGAGGGGAUCUAUAGCACUCCCUAUUACCCCUUCACAAGGUUUGGAAUCAACUGUGGAAACACAGCUAAAUGAUUUACAGACGAAGACAUAUGUGAAUAAUAUACAAUUUACUGACGAGAAUUCGGUAACUGUGGGGAAAAGUAUAUUCGCUUUUGGUAAUGAUAAUAAUAUUAGGAGUAAUGCUGCACUCGAUACAGCUGUUUCUAGAGCAUCAGCGUCACUUCAGGCAGCUGGAGGUUCCAAUUCAGAUUCUUCCAUGAAGAAGGUCGUCGUUUCCGUUGUAUAGAAAAAUUAAAUAUUGACGAAGAACUGGCAUUGGAUCUCGUUAUAGGUGAUUCGAGGAAGAAAAUGAUGAACUGAAAUAGAUAUGAAGAAAAUUCACUAUAUUCUGAUAAAGUAUUAGAACUAGUAUUGAAACAUUAUUUGCUGGUAUAUUAAUAUACAUGGCAGCAAGAAGUUUGUUAACGAGUAAACCAAGAAUACUAACAAAUUUUAUAUGUAGUCAUAGAUAAUUGUGUUAUUGUUCAAUGUUGGGCAACUUUUUAUUGUUACUGAGAUUGAUAUUAAUAAGAUAUUAUUUAGUAUAGAA
Osmia lignaria (orchard mason bee) is the source of this 8591-nucleotide messenger RNA. NCBI's taxonomy places the organism in Eukaryota, Metazoa, Arthropoda, Insecta, Hymenoptera, Megachilidae. The record is from RefSeq and is a predicted model, not a curated record.